Lathyrus oleraceus (garden pea) is the source of this 669-nucleotide messenger RNA. RefSeq lists its product as uncharacterized. The coding region runs from base 1 to 669 and encodes 222 amino acids. The record is from RefSeq and is a predicted model, not a curated record. Lineage: Eukaryota; Viridiplantae; Streptophyta; Magnoliopsida; Fabales; Fabaceae. The transcript has a single exon.
AUGGAUCAUCAACACACAUUACAACUGAAUGGUUCAGGAGCACCUUCAUACACAUGCAGUGGUUAUAAAGAGAUAGGUUUUGGAUCACGUUACAACUGUGCGAACACCAAUUGCAACUACAUCCUCCAUAAAGAAUGUGCAGAACCUGUUAAGCAUGCAGUUCAACCAUUUUUCAAAAAUUGUAAAUUUGAAUUCUGUGAGAAAGCAGAAGAGGGUGUAUUCUGUGAUGCUUGUGGAAAAGAUUUGUUAGGUUUUUUCUACUGUUCCAAAAAACAAGGUUUUCUCUCCCUAUUUUCCAGAACAGGAUAUUCUCUACAUCCUUGUUGUUUGAACAUGAAAGAAAACAUUUCAGAUGAUGAUGGAAAAUUUAUAAUGACUUUGUCUCAUGAAGUUCCAUUAGAUUGUAUCCGUUGUAAGCAAAGGCAUGUUGGGAAGAACAGUUUUGAAGGUUGGUCAUAUGUAGUUAACUCUGAUGGAAAGUCUUGUGUUCAUGUGUCGUGUUUCAAGGAUAUGAUUCUUCAGAAUUUGAAUAAUAGGUCAAAAGGGAGAAUGCGUUCGUUCAUAAAUUUUACCGGCAACUUGGCGCUGAAAGUGUUGGAAAAAACCAGAAAUGGAGUGGUUAAAAACAAUGUGUUUGGGAAAGAUGAAGAUGAUAAUGUGAAUAGAUAG